GCCCCGCCGGCGGCCUCGCCCCCCCUCCCCCGCCCCGCCCCCGCCCCGCGGCCCGGUGGGGAGCGCGUGUCUGGGUCACAUGAGCCGCCCGCCCGCCAGCCCGGGCCCGGCCCCCCGCCGCCCCCGCCGUCCCCGCCGUCCCCGCCGUCCCCGCCGCCCGCCACCACCACCGGCCGCCCGCCCGCUCGGCUCCUCCGGCUGCCGCCGCCGCCGCUGCGUUGCGUUGCGCUGCCUGCGCCCAGGGCUUGGGAGGGGGCCGCGGAGGAGCCGCCCCCCGCACCCGGUCCCCGCCCGCCGCGCUCGGGCCCGCGCCAUGGGGCUCUGGCUGCCGCCGCCCCCCGCGCCGCCCGGCUAGGGCGAUGCGGGCGCCCCCGGCGCGCGGCCCCCGCGGGCACCAUGAGCCCCCUGCUCCGCCGCCUGCUGCUCGCCGUGCUCCUGCAGCUGGCCCCCGCCCAGGCCCCCGUCUCCCAGCCUGAUGCCCCUGGUCACCAGAAGAAAGUGGUGUCAUGGAUAGACGUGUAUGCUCGUGCCACCUGCCAGCCGCGGGAGGUGGUGGUGCCCCUGAACAUGGAGCUCAUGGGCACUGUGGCCAAGCAACUGGUGCCCAGCUGCGUGACAGUGCAGCGCUGUGGCGGCUGCUGCCCUGACGAUGGCCUGGAGUGCGUGCCCACUGGGCAGCACCAAGUCCGAAUGCAGAUCCUCAUGAUCCAGUACCCAAGCAGUCAGCUGGGGGAGAUGUCCCUGGAAGAACACAGCCAGUGUGAAUGCAGACCAAAAAAACGAGCGAGUGCUGUGAAGCCAGACAGGGCUUCCACUCCCCACCACCGUCCCCAGCCCCGCUCUGUUCCGGGCUGGGACCCUGCCCCUGGAGCACCCUCCCCAGCUGACAUCACCCAUCCCACUCCAGCCCCAGGCCCCUCUGCCCACGCUGCCCCCAGCGCCGCCAGCGCCCUGACCCCCGGACCUGCCGCUGCCGCUGCCGACGCCGCAGCUUCCUCCGUUGUCAAGGGCGGGGCUUAGAGCUCAACCCAGACACCUGCAGGUGCCAGAAGCUGCGAAGGUGACUAACUGCUUUUCAGACUCAGUGGAGCCCCUAGCCUCACAGCCCUCCCCCAGAGAGGGCAGGGGGCAGCCUGGUGAGAACCGUCCCGUCCCCAAGACCUCGGCCUGGGCAGAAGCUCCUCCGGGACCUGGGCCUCUCGGAGGGCCUUCCAGCUGCCCCUUGUCUCUCCAAGGCUGCCAUCCAACAACGUGGAGAGAGUUGGAUGAGGAGACCAAGAGGGGUCACAUACCAACCUGGAAGAGAAUGGGGUCCCGACUCAGAUUUUAACCACCUUGUACAAGUGAGCAUCUAACAGCUGGCUCCUCUGUCCCCUCACUGAGAAGACCCCGAUCCUCUACAAAAAUGUGGGAGUUGGGCUUCAGCGCAGGAACUGUGAACCCCAGUCCUGAUAAAAGAGAUGGAAGGAACUGUCCCUGCCUGUGUCACUGUCUGUCACUGUCCAGGCUGGCUGGUUUGGACAUCAACGUCUGCGUUGUACUGCCUCCUAGACACGGAGCUUGGAGAUGAGGUCCAAAGACCUCCCACAACCAGUCACAGUGCCAGAAUCGUGCAUUCUUCACUUUCAUGUUGCGCUAAUGGGUCCUGCCCGUGUCCAUCACAAGGGUUCCUUUCUGGAAGGAGAUGGCCAGUGAGCUUGAGGCGGGACUCACCUCUGCCAAAUGCCCUCGGCUGUCACUACCCCUCUUCCUGAGCCUCACAUGUGCACACAGAGGGAGCAGAUGAUCACUGUGGUCUGGGCCCUUGGGUGCCAAGAAAGCUAAGAGUCAUGUAAUAGAAAAGAACACUCAUCUUCCCUGCCAGGCUA
This is a messenger RNA of Bubalus bubalis (water buffalo), 1868 nucleotides long. RefSeq names its product vascular endothelial growth factor B (gene VEGFB). Gene Ontology annotation, molecular function: vascular endothelial growth factor receptor 1 binding; heparin binding; growth factor activity. Gene Ontology annotation, cellular component: membrane. The transcript is spliced from 7 exons. Bases 397 to 1020 code for a protein of 207 amino acids. Gene Ontology annotation, biological process: response to hypoxia; sprouting angiogenesis; positive regulation of mast cell chemotaxis. Lineage: Eukaryota; Metazoa; Chordata; Mammalia; Artiodactyla; Bovidae. The record is from RefSeq and is a predicted model, not a curated record.